This is a messenger RNA of Balaenoptera ricei (Rice's whale), 603 nucleotides long. RefSeq names its product interleukin 37 (gene IL37). The transcript has 4 exons. Lineage: Eukaryota; Metazoa; Chordata; Mammalia; Artiodactyla; Balaenopteridae. Gene Ontology annotation, molecular function: cytokine activity. The record is from RefSeq and is a predicted model, not a curated record. Gene Ontology annotation, cellular component: nucleoplasm. Gene Ontology annotation, biological process: inflammatory response to antigenic stimulus; positive regulation of gene expression; cellular response to lipopolysaccharide.
AUGUCCUUUUUGGAGGAGAAACCAGGCGUGAAAAUGGACUCUGAAGACUGUGAAAGAGAUGAACUUCAGUGCCACUCAGAAGGUCCAAGAGUGAAGGCCAAAGGCCUGGAGAAAUUCACCAUCCAUGACGGGGAUCACAAAGUAUUGGUCCCGGACUCUGGGACCCUCAGAGCUGUUCUGUAUAAAACCUACAUACUCCCAGAGACCUUCUUUGUAUCAGCCUCCCACGUGAGGUCAACUUGUGAGGAGAGAGGAAGCCUGAUUCUCUUGGCCGUCUCUAAAGGCGAGCUGUGUCUCUUCUGUGACGUGAACAAAAGACAAAGCCAGCCAUCCUGCAGCUGAAGUUGAGCUUCAAAGCAGAAACUUUCCGACGUGGCCACCCAGAAGGAACCAUCAUGCCUGCCCUUCAUCUUUUAUAGGGUUAAGGUGGGCUCCUGGAACACCUUGGAGUCAGCUGCCCAACCCGGAUGGUUUGUCUGCACCUCCUGCAAUCCUGGGGAACCGGUUGGAAUGACAAAUACUUGCGGGAGAAGGAAACACACUGAGUUUUCAUUUCGGCAAUUCUGCAAAGCUGAAAUGAGCCCCAGUGAAGUCAGAGAAUAA